Molecule: messenger RNA, 3960 nt
Organism: Perognathus longimembris pacificus (Pacific pocket mouse)
Lineage: Eukaryota; Metazoa; Chordata; Mammalia; Rodentia; Heteromyidae
Gene: Trappc9
Product: trafficking protein particle complex subunit 9
Exons: 23
Coding region: 130-3576 (1148 amino acids)
Cellular component (GO): trans-Golgi network
Source: RefSeq, a predicted model, not a curated record
GCUCGGCCGCGGGUCGGAGCUUCCUCCCGGAGCCGGGAGCCGCCACACAGCCAGCCGCUCGGCCGCGCCGCCCAGCGCCGGGCCGUGGGCUCCAGCUCCGGGCUCGGGGCCGCGGGCCGUGGCUUCAGGAUGAGCGUGCCCGACUACAUGCAGUGCGCCGAGGACCACCAGACGCUGCUGGUGGUGGUGCAGCCGGUGGGCGUGGUCUCGGAGGAGAACUUCUUCCGCAUCUACCGCAGGGUCUGCUCCGUGAGCCAACUCAGCCUGCGGGACUCCCAGCGCGCGCUCUUCAUCCGCUACCGCCACCACUACCCGCCCGAGAACAACGAGUGGGGCGACUUCCAGACGCACCGCAAGGUGGUGGGGCUCAUCACCGUCACCGACUGCGCCUCGCCCGGGGACUGGCCGCACACCCUGGAGAAGUUCCAGGUGCAGAAGGAGCUGUACGGGGCCACUCUCUACGACUCCCGACUCUUCGUCUUCGGCCUGCGGGGGGACGUGGCCGAGCAGCCGCGCCCCGACGUGGCCUUCUACCCCAGCUACGAUGACUGCGCCUCGGUGGAGAAGCGCAUCGAGGACUUCAUCGAGUCUCUCUUCAUCGUGCUCGAAUCCAAGCGCCUGGACAGGGCCACCGACAAGUCUGGGGACAAGAUCCCCCUUCUCUGUGUCCCCUUUGAGAAGAAGGACUUCGUGGGCCUGGACACAGAUAGCAGACAUUAUAAGAAGCGGUGCCAGGGGCGCAUGCGCAAGCACGUGGGCGACCUGUGUCUCCAGGCCGGGAUGCUGCAGGACUCCCUGGUGCAUUACCACAUGGCCGUGGAACUUCUCCGCUCUGUGAACGACUUUCUGUGGCUGGGCGCUGCCUUGGAAGGGUUGUGUUCUGCCUCUGUCAUCUACCACUACCCUGGGGGAACUGGCGGGAAGAUGGGGGCUCCAAGGCUCCCUGGAAACUCACUUCCUUCGGAAGCAGCCAACAGACACCGGCCAGGGGCACAAGAAGUUCUCAUUGAUCCAGGUGCCCUCACUACCAAUGGCAUAAAUCCUGACACCAGUGCUGAGAUUGGACGUGCCAAGAACUGCCUCAGCCCAGAAGACAUAAUUGACAAGUACAAAGAAGCCAUUUCCUAUUACAGCAAGUAUAAGAAUGCUGGUGUCAUUGAGUUGGAGGCCUGUGUCAAGGCCGUGCGUGUCCUGGCAAUUCAGAAGCGCAGCAUGGAAGCUUCGGAGUUCCUGCAGAACGCGGUGUACAUCAACCUCCGGCAGCUCUCGGAAGAAGAAAAGAUCCAGCGCUACAGCAUCCUGUCGGAGCUCUAUGAGCUCAUUGGCUUCCACCGCAAGUCUGCCUUCUUCAAGCGGGUGGCUGCCAUGCAGUGUGUGGCCCCCAGCAUCGCGGAGCCCGGCUGGAGGGCCUGCUACAAACUCCUCCUUGAGACGCUGCCCGGCUACAGUCUGUCACUGGACCCAAAGGACUUCAACAAAGGAACACACAGAGGCUGGGCUGCCGUCCAGAUGCGACUGCUUCACGAGCUGGUCUAUGCCUCCCGAAGGAUGGGGGACCCUGCCCUGGCUGUGCGACACCUGUCCUUUCUUCUGCAGACUAUGCUGGACUUCCUGUCAGAUCAGGAAAAGAAAGAUGUGACUCAAAGCCUAGAGAACUACACUCCCAAGUGCCCCGGGACGAUGGAGCUCAUCACUCUCCCAGAUGGUUUCGUGCUACCCCCAGUGCCCUUCACCAAGCUGCCCAUUGUCAGGCAUGUGAAGCUACUGAGCCUGCCUGCCAGCCUCCGGCCACAGAAAAUGAAAAGCUUGCUUGGUCAGAAUGUGUCCACCAAGAGUCCCUUCAUCUACUCACCAAUCAUCGCCCACAACCGUGGAGAGGAACGUGACAAGAAAAUAGAUUUCCAGUGGGUUCAAGGAGAUGUGUGUGAAGUUCAGCUCAUGGUAUAUAACCCGAUGCCGUUUGAGCUCCGUGUGGAGAACAUGGGCCUUCUCACCAGUGGAGUGGAGUUUGAGUCUCUCCCUGCAGCACUUUCUCUCCCUGCAGAAUCUGGUCUGUACCCUGUGACCCUCGUUGGGGUUCCUCAGACGACGGGAACGAUUACUGUGAAUGGGUACCACACCACGGUCUUUGGUGUCUUCAGCGACUGUCUGCUGGAUAACCUCCCAGGGGUCAAAACCAGUGGCUCCUCUGUCGAGGUCAUCCCGGCUUUGCCGAGACUGCAGAUCAGCACGUCUCUGCCCAGAUCUGCACAUUCAUUGCAACCAUCUUCUGGUGAUGAAAUAUCUACUAAUGUUUCAGUCCAGCUUUAUAAUGGAGAGACCCAGCAACUCGUCAUUACCUUGGAAAAUAUUGGGAUGGAGCCAUUGGAGAAACUGGAAGUUACCUCAAAAAUACUCCCCACCAAGGAAAAGUUGUGUGGAGACUUCCUGAGCUGGAAGCUGGAGGAAACGCUGUCCCAGUUCCCUCUGCAGCCUGGGAAGGUGGCCACCUUCACCAUCAGCAUCAAAGCCAGAUUGGACUUCUCCUGCCAGGAGAACCUGCUCCAGGAUCUCAGCGAUGAUGGAAUCAGUGUGAGUGGCUUUCCUUUGUCCAGUCCUUUCCGUCAGGUCAUCCGGCCCAGAGUGGAGAGCAGACCUGCAAACCCCUCAGAGGGCAGCAAGGCAGGAGACCUCAGCCACCUAAAGACUCUGGAAGCUGUCCUGAAUUUCAAGUACUCUGGAGGACCCGGCCACGUCGAAGGUUAUUACAGGAACCUCUCCCUGGGUCUGCAUGUGGAAGUUGAGCCGUCUGUGUUUUUCACCCGGGUCAGCACGCUCCCUGCAACCAGUACCCGGAGGUGCCACCUGCUGCUGGACGUCCUCAACUCCACGGAGCACGAGCUGACAGUCAGUGCCAGAAACAGCGAGGAGCUCGUCCUGCAUGCCAGCGAGUGCCAGCGAAUGGCUAUUCAAGUGGAUAAGUUCAACUUUGAGAGUGUCGCUGAAUCCCCUGGAGAGAAAGGACAUUUUGCAAAUCCGAAGCAGCUGGAAGAGGAGAGGCAGGAAGCCCGCGGCCUAGAGAUCAAUAGCAAACUGGACAUUCGCUGGAGAAUCCCGUCCCUGAAGCGCAGCGGCGAGGCGAGUGUGGAGGGCCUCCUGAACCAGCUCGUCCUGGAGCACCUGCAGCUCGCCCCUCUGCAGUGGGACGUGCUGGUGGGUGGACAGCCGUGUGACUGCGAGGUGGCCGCGGCCUGCCCCGUGGGCGACCCCGUGAGCCUGGAGGUGCGGCUCACCAACAGGAGCCCGCGCCGCGUGGGGCCCUUCGCCCUCACCGUGGUCCCCUUCCAGGACCACCAGAACGGCGUGCACAACUACGACCUGCAGGACCUCAUCUCCUUCGUGGGCUCCAGCACCUUCUACCUGGACGCGGUGCAGCCCUCAGGCCAGUCAGCCUGCCUCGGGGCCCUCCUCUUUCUCUACCCGGGCGACUUCUUCCUCCACAUCCGCUUCCACGAGGACAGCAAGAGCAAGGAGCUGCCGCCCGCCUGGUUCUGCCUGCCCAGCGCGCACGUGCGGGCCCUGGAGGCGCGGGCCUGAGUCCUCGUAGCCCCCUCCAGCCCUGGGGCAGGAGCGUCCCACCGACCCCUCCGCCCAGGUCCCCUCCCGCCGCUGCACCCCGCCUGCUGUGGCCGACUCUCCAUGCGCCAGGUGCAGGCUCUUGUGUCCUGCCACCUGCUCCCGUGAGGCGGCCCCCGCCCUGGCUGCUUCCAGCCCCUCCAUGGUCUCCGCUGCCCCGCCGCCUCCUUUCAGCUGCUGGGAGACAUGGCAAGCCAGCCAAGCCGGCCUCGCCCGCCUCCCUGGGCCCAUCUCCUCCAGAGGACACGAGGCCGGGGCUCAGGCAAGGCAGGGAGCGGUGCGGGUGCCUGGCCGGGUUCUGAACGCCAGGCCCAUGUGUCCAUGCUGCUCAGUUCUUCAAUAAAG